CUGCGAGGGGGAGGGUGGGGUAAGAUGGCGGCGGACACAGGGAGCUGGUGCGUGUACGCAGUGCUACGAUUUUUUUAUUCACUCUUCUUUCCUGGACUAAUUAUAUGUGGAGUUUUGUGUGUAUAUUUGGUCAUUGGCCUUUGGGUUAUCAGGCGAUAUCUACAGAGAAAGAAAAAGUCAGUGUCAACCAGCAAAAAUGGAAAAGAUCAAAUGGUGGUUGCGUUUUUCCACCCAUACUGCAAUGCGGGCGGCGGAGGAGAGAGAGUUCUGUGGUGUGCUUUGAGAGCCCUGCAGAAAAAGUAUCCUGAAGCAGUUUAUGUUGUGUAUACUGGUGACAUUAACGUCAGUGGUCAACAGAUACUAGAAGGUGCUUUCAGAAGGUUUAACAUCAAGUUGGUUCACCCAGUGCAGUUUGUUUUCUUAAGGAAACGCUACCUUGUGGAAGAUUCUCGCUAUCCUCACUUCACAUUGCUAGGCCAAAGUCUUGGAUCCAUUCUUCUUGGCUGGGAAGCUCUGAUGCAGUGUGUUCCUGAUGUGUACAUCGAUUCCAUGGGAUACGCCUUCACACUCCCUCUGUUUAAAUAUGUGGGAGGGUGCCGAGUCGGAAGCUAUGUCCACUAUCCCACUAUCAGCACUGACAUGCUGUCUGUAGUGAAGAAUCAAAAUCCUGGAUUUAAUAAUGCGGCUUUCAUUAGCAGAAAUGCUCUUCUCAGCAAAGCAAAGCUUAUCUAUUACUAUUUAUUUGCUUUUAUUUAUGGCCUGGUUGGGUCUUGCAGUGACAUAGUCAUGGUUAAUUCUUCUUGGACACUAAACCAUAUUCUCUCACUGUGGAAAGUUGGCCAUUGCACUAAUGUUGUUUAUCCACCUUGUGAUGUGCAGACAUUUCUGGACAUCCCUUUACAUGAGAAAAAGGUGACCCCAGGGCAUUUGCUGGUUUCCAUUGGCCAGUUCAGGCCUGAAAAGAAUCAUGCUUUACAGAUCAAAGCCUUUGCUAAAUUGCUAAAUGAGAAGGCAGCUGAGUCUGGCCGUUCUCUUAAACUUGUCCUUAUUGGAGGGUGUCGCAACAAAGAUGAUGAGUUUAGAGUAAACCAACUUAGAAGACUAUCUGAGAAUUUGGGAGUUCAAGAAAAUGUGGAAUUUAAAAUAAACAUUUCAUUCGAUGAAUUGAAGAAUUACUUGUCUGAAGCAACAGUCGGUCUACAUACCAUGUGGAAUGAGCAUUUUGGGAUUGGAGUUGUCGAGUGUAUGGCAGCUGGUACAAUUAUCCUUGCACACAAUUCAGGAGGCCCAAAGCUGGACAUUGUCAUUCCUCAUGAGGGACAAAUAACUGGAUUUCUGGCUGAGAGUGAAGAAGGCUAUGCUGAAACCAUGGCGCAUAUUCUUUCUCUGUCUGCAGAAAAGAGACUUCAAAUCAGGAAAACUGCUAGAGCAUCUGUAAGCAGAUUUUCCGACCAGGAGUUUGAAGUAGCAUUCCUGUGCUCCGUGGAGAAGUUACUUACUUAAUGCCUACUCUGCACAUUCCAGAUACAUUCUCCAGGGUGGAGCUGGAGCUGUAGAUAGUGGGAGAGCCUAUGCCUGGUAUGUGCAAGUCCCAAGUUCCAGCUUCAGCACCAAAAGUAAAAGGAAGUGCUUCAUUUGGAAACACCUUCACAUGUAAAUAUUUUCUAAAUUUAUUCUUAAUUGUAAUUAAAGCAGCCUGAGCUUUUAUUCAACAAUGUGUGUAUAGACAAGGCAAUAUUUAACAGAAUGGCAGAAUUAAUCUACGGAAAAAGUAAUCUCGCACAUGUUCUUUAUCUUUUGCUUUUUUGAGACAGGGUUUCUCUGUGUAGCCUUGGCUGUUCCAGACCUCACUCUGUAGACCAGGCUGGCCUUGAACUCAUAGAGAUCCGCCCGCCUCUGUCUCCCAAGUGCUGGGACUAAAGGUGUGUCACUACACCCAGCUUCAUGUAGCUUAAUGUACAGAUUCUACUUACUGUUUGGUCUCAAUUUGAACAGUACAAAUCUCAAAGAAAAAAUUACCGGUCAAAUUUUCAUAUCUCACGCAUCCUUUAAUUUAAUCUUUUCCUUGUCUUAAUCCUUGAGUGCUCCUGCCUCUACCUCCCAGAAUGCACCAGUGUACAUAGUGCUGAUGAUGGAGCCCAGGGCCUCCUGCAGUCUAGACAAGCCCUCUGCCAACUGAGCUGCAUCCUAAGCCCCAGAUCCUGUUUUUCAAAUCACUUUUGCCUAAGAAAACAUAAAGUAAUACUUGUGGGGUUUUAAUCUGUUUUAUGAUGCUGGAACACCAUGUGGAGCCUCAGACUGUAAGGAGAGCAGGGAGCGUGUGCAAUCACAGAAUGCACUGAGCCCAUCUCAGACAAAGACUUCCACCCAGAGGAAAGGCAAGUGCUGGAAGAAAGAGCAGCUUAUCAGCUGGCACGCAAACAUGUAUUCUUAAACUUUUGGAUAAAAUUCUCUGAGGGAAAAAGAAGUAAAUAUUCUGUUUGAGGGGUAGGUUUAGGGUUAGAGGUUGAGCUAGAGCAUGCUCAUGGUAUACAAGUGUUCUAACCCCUGAGCUACUUUACCUCAACCCCAGGAGUGCCAAAAUAACAACAUGGGUAACCCUUUAAAGUAUACCCACUAAUUUUCUUAAAAGGAAAAAGAAACUUCAAACGGGAAUCUCUAAUCCUAUUCCUAACGUAUCAGUCAAGAGAUGGGCUGGACUGAUUUCUUCAUGGGUGUGUACAGGUAUGUUGAAGUCAAAACAGGCACCAAUCUUUUGCAUAACUAGGUUUGUGUGGACAUUGGGUUUUGUUUAGUAGCCACCACAGUUCAUUUGUAUGGGGUUCUCCUCUCGUAACAGCCCCACUUAAGGCUAAAAGUCAGCCUCAGUUCAUUCAAGAGAAUAACAAGCUAAGUUGCUUUUCUGAAACUGGCCAUGUAUUUAUAAUGUAUAUACAUAUAUAUUUCUGUGUAUAAAUUUACAAAUAUAGUUUUAAUGAACUUUUCUGGGCUGAUAUUGAGCCAAAAACCACCUAACAAAAAACCCAACACCAGACACGAGAAGCUUCCUUUUGAGUUAUUGACCAGGGUUGUCCAAGAGAUUCCCCAAAGCAUGUGGCCUGUUGCUUUUGCCAUUGGUUACCCCUAGAGGUGGACAAUAAGUCCCAAUUUCUGAAGACACAAUCUACUUUAGAAACAGGCCAAAAGACCCCUGAGCUGGAGCUAUCCUGAAAGUGCACAGAGAGAGUUGCUGUUGCCCCAGGACUGACUUUCACAGCAUGAAGGUACCAAGCAAGCUUCCAAAGGAGAGGGGCAACCAGCAGUCCUGCCCAGCCAUCCCACCUAUAAACCACAUCGAAAACCAGCAUGGCACACACACUUGACAGUAACCAACAGCUCUUAAAUUGGACAUGUGACCUGCUCAACUAGAGGGAGAGCCUAGCCAACUAUUCAUUGCUACAGAACAACCACUAUUUACUAAACCAGCAUGAUUCUUAACAACGAUCUAUAAACAUUUGUCUAGACUCUUAAAGUAUACAGUUCUUCAAGUAUGGCCUACAAUAUAAUGCUAACUUACAGAUUUUCUCUCUUCAAAUGAAUGUGCAUUUCACUAAGAACUCUUUCCUAGACCUCUGGAGAUCUCACUGUGAGUGAGGCAGAUACAGUCCCUAACACAUGAUAUAGCGGUCUGUUGGCUGUUUACCAAGUAAUUUAGCACUAUACAAACAAUUUCACAAGUUGGUUUUUCUUUUGUUUU
Messenger RNA from Arvicanthis niloticus (Nile rat), 3736 nucleotides. RefSeq names its product ALG11 alpha-1,2-mannosyltransferase (gene Alg11). Gene Ontology annotation, biological process: protein N-linked glycosylation; dolichol-linked oligosaccharide biosynthetic process. Gene Ontology annotation, molecular function: GDP-Man:Man(3)GlcNAc(2)-PP-Dol alpha-1,2-mannosyltransferase activity. Gene Ontology annotation, cellular component: endoplasmic reticulum membrane. The record is from RefSeq and is a predicted model, not a curated record. NCBI's taxonomy places the organism in Eukaryota, Metazoa, Chordata, Mammalia, Rodentia, Muridae.